AGAGCGUCGCUGACAUUCUGUGUUGUGAGUUCGAAGAAGUAAUGUGUGGCGUGGUGUACGCUAUUCUCGAUCGGCGUUGAUAUUUUACGUUUUCGGUUCUACGCGGUCUUCCUAGUUUAUUGUAUCUUGCAUGACGUUAGAUUUGUCUUUGUCAGGAGGGCGUGCAAUUUUCACGAUCUCCGUACGGUUAUCUGCGUGACGAUGCCAAAGAGAAAGAAUCAAGCUCUCAUAGAUUCUGACAGUAGUGGCAGUGCGUCGGAAAGUGGCUCGGAUUUAGAAAAUGACUUGUUGUCACUUGCUAAAAAGAAGAAAGGCAAAAGUCAAGAUGACUCUCAAUCGAAUGAAGAUACAGGAACUACGAAGAAGGAUAACAAACAUGAUUCAGACACAUCGGAUUCUGAUGAUGACUGGGGUGCAAAGGCUGGUAAAAAUAAGAAAAAGAAAGUGCCAACUAAGAGAAAUAAACGAAAGAUGACAAAAUCUAGUAGCGAAGAAAGUGCUGGUGAGAAAGAGCCUGAGAAAGUUUCUGAACCAGAAGAAGGCGAGGUCUCAGACUCGGACGCCAGUGUGUCUGAUUCCAGCCAGGAAGAAUUCAAUGAUGGCUAUGAUGACAAAUUGAUGGGAGAUGCUGAAGACCAAGCACGACUUGCUCAAAUGACAGAGAAAGAACGUGAACAGGAAAUCUUUAAACGCAUAGAGCAACGAGAAAUAAUGAAAACAAGAUUUGAAAUUGAAAAGAAGCUGAGAAUGGCCAAGAAGCAAGAAUUAAAAAAACAAAAAGAAUCGAGGAAGAAGGAAAAGAGUGCAGAAGAGAAAAAAGUAGAUAGAGCUCCAGAUCCUAAAGAAAGAAGUAAAGAUCGUAAGAAGACAAUAGAAGAGAAGCAAGACAAAAAGUUCCAUGCAAUGUCUCUCUUGAAAGCAAGAAGAGAAGAGAAAAAAGAAAGAGAGGAAAAAGAGAAACAAAGGAUAGAGCAACAGCAACAACAAUCAAAGGACAUUGAAGAAGAAGAAUUAGAAGACGAUCACAAAGGUGGAAACAAAACAAAGCUCAAGGCAUCUGACAUUUAUUCAGAUGACAGUGGCUCAUCGGAUAGCGGUGAAGAUGAAGAAGCUCCUAAACCAUCAUCUCACCGUAGAUCGUCUUCGAGCGAUAGUAGAGACUCUGAUUCCGAUAACGAUAAGAAAUCUGUCACUAGUAAUAAGGCCAAACCGAAGAAACCAAUAUACGUUAGUACAAAGGAAGAUCUCAACAAAAUUAGAUUAUCACGUCACAAAAUGGAGAGAUUUGUACACUUACCCUUCUUCGAUAGAGUAGUACAAGGUUGCUUUGUUAGAAUUGGUAUUGGCAAUAAUAACGGGAAACCCGUCUACAGAGUAGCCGAAAUUAGCGGAGUCUGUGAAACAGGAAAGAUCUAUCAACUCGGUGGUACUAGAACAAAUAAAGGCUUAAAAUUGAGACAUGGAGCUCAGGAACGCGUCUUUAGAUUAGAAUUCGUGUCAAAUCAAGAAUUUACAGAGUCUGAAUUCUUCAAGUGGAAGGAAACCUGUGCUUUGCAAGGAAUAUCCAUGCCCACAUUCGAAGAAGUCGAUCAAAAAUUGAAAGAUAUUAAGGAAGCUUUAGUUUAUGAGUUCAAAGAAGAAGAUAUAGAGAAAAUAGUACGAGAAAAGGAAAGAUUUAAACAAAAUCCAUAUAAUUACGCGAUGAAGAAAGCACAACUUAUGCGGGAAAGAGACGCAGCUAAUUGCAGAGGAGACGAUGAGACCGCUAGUCGAUUGAAUCAAGAAUUAAGCGAGCUUGAAGAACGUGCCUCAGAACUUGAUAAAAUGCGCACUGCUACAAUAUCUAGUAUAUCUUAUAUUAACGAUCGCAAUCGGAAGAAGAAUGUAGAAGAAGCGGAAAAAGCUAUUAUGGAAGAAAUUAAAGCUAAUAAAGGUAAAAAGGUAGAUGAUCCAUUUACUAGACGUAGCACAAAGCCAAGGAUGGUUUACAAACCUGAAGAUGACGACGUAGCAAUGACAGCUCCAGUAACUGACAAAACAGCUCCUCAACAAGCUGACACUGUGUCGGCAACUAACGAAAAAGAAAAUGGACAGGAGACGAAGAAAAAACAAAGUACUGAAGACCUAUUCAAUGCCCACGAUUUCGAUAUCACAAUAGAUUUGGAAGUACCAAUCCCAAAUAAUCCUGUUAGUGUAUUGCCGAAGCCUAUUAGCAAUAUUAAAGACACAGGACCUCGGCGAUCAUUAAAUUUAGAAGAUUAUAAGAAAAAACGAGGACUUAUCUAACGUUCUAUUAGGUCUAGAAGUCAAAAAGAUAUUUCAAGGAUAAGUUCUAAACGUAAUCAUGUAGUUAUGAAACUAUACACAUUGGUUCUUGGAUAUCCUGAUUAAUUGUAAAACCAAGGACGAAAUCCUAUGUCAGUUGACUGAGAAACUAUUUUACGUAUAGUUCUCGUAUGACAUUACUGUUUUGUUAUAUUGACUUCUUCUUUUCAAAAGGAUAUAGGUGGUUCCUACCAUAUAGUUAUUAUACUCGCGUGAUCAUAGUUGCUGCAUUCUGUAUGAGAGAAUGCAAUUUCAUUAUUCGUAAAGGUAUGUUUUACAUCUUAAAGAACGCUGUUAUAAGAGUACUUAAAAAAAGUAUUAUGAUUUGAUUUAUUUAAGAACUUUGUUAUUGCAUUUGUUCCCCUCUAUCGGUAAUGCGACUUUUUUAUCUUUCACUGAAAAUAUAAAUAUUUUCCAUCCUACCGAAAGAAGAGUAAAAACAUUAGAACGUAGAACUAUUUAUAUCUCGAUAAAGAGUAAUGGCGAACAAACAGUUCGAAUAACGAAAAUCAAUAUGGCUUAUAGAUACACUAAUCAUAAUUUACAUAUAUUAUUACAUGAUCUUUUUUGUGUUCUGUACGGUAAAAUAAAUAUUAGUAUGCGACCACCUUACAAAAAGUAAGAUAAACAUUUUAAAUCAGCAGAGCUAUUAAUUAUGUAUACAAUAAUUCGUUACUCGAUAUCAGAACAUUACAAAAAUAUAUUAACCAUAUUUUUUUA
Messenger RNA from Megalopta genalis, 3045 nucleotides. It is a transcript of the gene Rtf1, whose product is annotated as RNA polymerase-associated protein Rtf1. The record is from RefSeq and is a predicted model, not a curated record. Lineage: Eukaryota; Metazoa; Arthropoda; Insecta; Hymenoptera; Halictidae. Gene Ontology annotation, cellular component: Cdc73/Paf1 complex. Gene Ontology annotation, molecular function: DNA binding; RNA polymerase II C-terminal domain phosphoserine binding.